Messenger RNA from Paraglomus occultum, 372 nucleotides. NCBI's taxonomy places the organism in Eukaryota, Fungi, Glomeromycota, Glomeromycetes, Paraglomerales, Paraglomeraceae. The record is from the annotation of a GenBank genome assembly.
AUGACGAAACCUCACAUGCGACCAACGUCCGCUACGUUGUCGCCGCCAUUGUACACAGACGUGCGAUCGAAAAAUUGCAGACAACGCAAAAUCUGCUCUAAAUGUCGAACCACAAGACGGUCGAUGAAGAUGCUGUCGUUGAGAAUUGGAAAAAUCGAAACGUUGGUCGAUGUUUUGACCAAGACAAUGCAGCAAAUUGCUAACCUCGCAGAGAGUGAAGCAAUCUAUGGUCCGUCAUUCUCGAAUUUACUUGUUAAUUAUAAAAAAACUGACAGUACAUCAAUUUAUCUGAGUAAUCAUAUCGAUGAAUUAAAAAACUUGGUGAAAAUGAAUAGCGAGUGUGCGGAUUCUCUUGAUGCAGCGGAAAAAUAA